Molecule: messenger RNA, 1909 nt
Organism: Hydractinia symbiolongicarpus
Lineage: Eukaryota; Metazoa; Cnidaria; Hydrozoa; Anthoathecata; Hydractiniidae
Product: transmembrane protein 185B-like
Exons: 7
Coding region: 1-1029 (342 amino acids)
Source: RefSeq, a predicted model, not a curated record
AUGAAUUUAAAAGGAUUGUUUCAUGAAUUCAACCCAAGCAAAUUUCUGGUUUAUCUAUCGUGUUUGCUUUUUGUUAUUCUCCUGGGACUGAGGCUAGACAAUUUUUUGGUGUGGAGCUAUUUUAUCGUUUUUAUUCCAUUGUGGAUAUGGAAAGCAUUUGUGUUGAUUGGUGGAACGAUUGGAACUAUUAUAUGGGUGAAACAUCCUGAAUACAGACGUGAAAACAGUGUGGACUUGCAAGCGAUGUUUAUUUCAUCAGGCUUUCAUAUUCUGCUCCUCAUGUUUGAGUUAUUGUUGAGUAUCAACCUCCAGCUGAACGUAGUGUCUUACAGAGUGGUGUUCAUCCCGUUGUACUGCAUGUCUGUGUCAUCCUUCAUUGCUUGCGUGUGGGGUUAUAGACAUGAGAGACAGCUUGAGUUGGAAACGUUUUUCUCAGUUAACACGCUUCAAUUCAUUUGUAUCUCUUUGAAAUGGGAUCGUGUAAUCGAGUGGAGUUGGGUGGUUGUGUUUGUGCCAAUAUGGAUCAUCUUAACCUUGCUUUCAGUUUGUGUUCUGUAUUAUAUCAUUUGGGCGUUGUUAUUUAUGCGUUCUCCGGAAAUCACAACCCUGCAAAGAAAGGCGCAUAUCAUUAACGCCGUUAUGUCAUGUUUGAUUGUCAUUCCACUUCUCGCGUUCAUGGUAAUGUUUACGCGUAAGUUGGAUGGAUUUUCGAACGACUACUUUAGCACUGUGUUUAUUCCACUCGAAUUGUCGUUACUUAGUUUAGUGAUUACGUCAUUUUAUCAAAAGGGCGGCAACCAAUGGUGGUUUGGUAUGCGUAAAGACUUUUGUGAGUUUUUACUGGAAGCACUACCGUUGCUAAGAGAAUAUGGAAACACAUCCUAUAAGUUUGCCGAUACGAUUGUCUCCAAUGCAAACGGGGAAGAAGAUAGCAACUCGUCUUUAGAAAUGACGCCUGCGCGAAAUAAAAAAAGAAAAGAAACGCAAAAGUUAGUUGGUACUGUCCUUUUCAUUGACGCGCCAGAUUGAAUUUCUCUUUUUCUGAGUCGUCUGGAUAUCAUAGCAGCCGGUGCAACUGUAGAAGGUUUUACCAAACAAAUAUAAAGAUGAAAGAACAUCGCAUAAAACAAGCUCUCCCUGCUGUUGUAACGGUAUUGCGUAGAGAGAUGGAAAAAGUGUAUUCGAAACUCUCGAAAAUGUCAGGAAAUGUUAAUUUUCCAAAAUAUUGGCAAGGAUUAAAUUUUGGAACUUCCAAUAGUAUGAAAGUCCCGUCUAAAAUUCUUGGGAGUGUGAAAAAAAUUUCAAGAAUUUUAGUCCAAAAAUAAAAAUAAAGAGUCCAUUUUUGAGUGGACAAUUUCAGGUUUAAAUACUCAAUCGAGUAAUUUCUAUUUUUUAAAAUAUUGACAAGGAUUAAAUUUUACAUCUACUAUCAUGUGCGUUGACUGUUUCGACAAAUUCGAUCAAUAGGUUUGUGAUAAAGCUCACAUUUUAAAAGAAAAAUUCCGGCCCAAAAUAGCUCAAUGAUGGGCGAAAUGUCCAGAGCAAAUCGCAAAAUUUGUACCCCAAAAGUACGCGACAGUUAUCAAUUGCAGAUUAUUCAGUCAGUAUGUACAAAAUAAAAGCAUAAUGGCCCUAUGAGGUCAAACAAAAAGAGAAAAGUGAUUAACUGAUCACGUCACGCCAUCUCUAAACUGACUGAAUAGUUGUAACAUAGUAAUAUUUUAUUUGCACUGACGAUGGUUUUAUAUCGAAAAGCUUUUGCUUUAUUUUAACUUGUUUGUUUUUACUUUUUAACCCACCAAUUUUUAUGAAAAAUCUUACCAAAGAUUUAAUCUUUAGGGUGUUUCGUGUAGAUUGUUAAAAAUUUUGUCUGAAGAAUACAUUCGCCCGGUAAGGGUAAUCACAGAAA